Messenger RNA from Haemorhous mexicanus (house finch), 1714 nucleotides. It is a transcript of the gene NRAS, whose product is annotated as NRAS proto-oncogene, GTPase. Gene Ontology annotation, cellular component: plasma membrane. The record is from RefSeq and is a predicted model, not a curated record. The coding region runs from base 58 to 627 and encodes 189 amino acids. The transcript has 5 exons. Gene Ontology annotation, molecular function: GTPase activity; GTP binding; GDP binding. NCBI's taxonomy places the organism in Eukaryota, Metazoa, Chordata, Aves, Passeriformes, Fringillidae. Gene Ontology annotation, biological process: Ras protein signal transduction.
GAUCGCGGGGCGGCGGCGGCGGCGGGGCCGGGCCGGGCCCGGCGAAGCCGCGGGGCCAUGACCGAGUACAAGCUGGUGGUGGUGGGCGCCGGCGGCGUGGGCAAGAGCGCGCUGACCAUCCAGCUCAUCCAGAACCACUUCGUGGACGAGUACGACCCCACCAUCGAGGACUCGUACCGCAAGCAGGUGGUGAUCGAUGGCGAGACGUGCCUGCUGGACAUCCUGGACACGGCGGGGCAGGAGGAGUACAGCGCCAUGAGGGACCAGUACAUGAGGACAGGGGAGGGCUUCCUCUGCGUCUUCGCCAUCAACAACAGCAAAUCCUUCGCCGACAUCAACCUCUACAGAGAACAGAUCAAGAGAGUGAAGGACUCAGAUGACGUGCCCAUGGUGCUGGUGGGGAACAAGUGUGAUCUGCCCACGAGGACAGUGGACACAAAACAGGCCCAAGAAUUGGCCAAAAGCUACGGAAUCCCCUUCAUAGAGACCUCUGCAAAAACGAGACAGGGUGUGGAAGAUGCUUUUUACACCCUGGUGAGGGAGAUCCGGCAGUACCGGAUGAAGAAGCUCAACAGCAGCGAGGAUGGGAACCAGGGCUGCAUGGGACUGUCCUGCCUUGUCAUGUGAGAAGGUGACUCUCUCACCUAUUCCAGCUUUCUUCUUGGACAAGAGCUUUCCAUGGCUGCUCCUGCAAAACGUGGCACAGGAAUCCCUUGGAUGCACAUAGAAUUCCAAACAAUUCCAGGUUCUGCUCCCUUCAAUGCUCUGACCAAAGCCACCCUCUAAACCAGAGCCCAAAUGCUUUGUCCUAUUCCAGGGCAGCUUUUCAAUGCCAUCAAGAAUAGAAGCACAAACAGGGAAAGAUUCUUCUUCACCUCAAAACUCUUUUAUCCUCCUGCCCUGUUCAGUUUCACCACUUCCCACCAGGAAUCUCAGUAAGGAGCUCAGAGUUGUCCUGGCAGCAGGCAGGACACAGCAAAUUCUGGCCUCUCUUCACACAGGAGGUGAUUUCCAGUUGCAGGUGAGAUCUGAAGAAGGUCUGAGGACACCCUGAAGGAGGUACAGCCCUCAAAGCCAACCUGCUGGAAACAACCUGCUUCAGAGGGAGGCAGGAGGUGCCUCCCAAGCCGAGAGCUGCUGUGCCAGACCCAGGCUGAGGCAGGAGCUCCCUGACCCACCCUGGGCUGACUGAGAGCUGCUCUCUGUCAGCUACACCUCAGCUGUGGCUCACCACAUCCAGAACUGAUUAUCAAAUCAACAUUAUGGCACAAAGCUUGGAAAAGGCAGUUCCUGACAAGCUCAGGAGCAAACUGUGGCUCCUUGCACCUUCCUUUUAUUUGUUGGCUUCAGCUGUGAAGAAGUGAGGACAUCUGGGCAGCCCUGGGGGUAAAAUCCAGGCUUUCAAACACAUCCCUCCCUCAGGAAAAACCUCAACAGCUCAGGUGAGAGCACAUGGUUUGUACCUAUCCACAGCCCCUGUUCUGAUUGGAAUUUCCUUUAAACCUUUGGUUCAGCACAGAAGGUAUCAGCUUUUAGUCUCUCUUAAAAGACUGAAUUCCACAGAUCACAUUAGAAAGGUGCAGCUGCCCUGGAAAUCAGAAAUCUGGCCAGACACCAGGUGACACUUCACAAAAUGAAAAAUACAAACCUGACUUAAAGAAAAUGAUUAAUUAAAUUUGAUCAAUUAAAUGGAAUAAAAUUUAAUUAAAUUUGA